Porites evermanni is the source of this 1607-nucleotide messenger RNA. The record is from the annotation of a GenBank genome assembly. Lineage: Eukaryota; Metazoa; Cnidaria; Anthozoa; Scleractinia; Poritidae.
AUGUCGUCUCAAUCCGAAUCGUCUUCCUCCAGUUCUUCUGGAAGCGACACAGAAGAAGUUUUUAACAUGGAAGAAGAUUUGUCUAACUUCGUUCCUUACGAAGAAGAUUUAGAGCCGCUGGCAACAGAGGAGGAAGCAGCCGAGCAAGAUGCCAGGAUGGCUGAAGAACUUGAAGAGGAACUCCGCUAUCAGGCAAGAUUUGACCGUGAAGUGGAUGUUAAUACAUGGUAUGACCAUUGAACUGUUUUUGUUUAAGUUUCUGAGCAAUGAUCUGUAUUUUUUUUACUUUUGUUUGGUCGUGCUUUAUUACAAAGUAAACAUGAAAGCCUCUGUUUGCACUUAUUAGUUUUUGUUGACGCCGCCGAUCGCCUCUGUUACCAUGCAAACUGAGUCCCAGUUUGUUAUCGCUGAGGUUUUUUUAAUGGCUUUUAGAAUCUUUUUUCCGAUUAAUUAUAUUAUUCGUAAUCUAUUUCAUUUUUUAUUCCAGUUUAUAUUCGAACACUAUUGUUUCUGUACUUUUGGGACUGCAGGUGCUCCUGCUCGAAUUGCUCAGUUGACUUCACCACUAAACCAGAAGAGUGCCAGUGCUGCCGGGAAAUCGACCGCUGUGGUGAAGUUAUGGAAAGGUUUGGCGAUACCAGUCAGUGUAUUACUCUCCAUCCUGGGUUCCAGGAUGUCUGCCUCAAUCAGCACGUUUUAGAAGUAGCAGCAUUGGGAUUGAAAACAAAAUCUGGAAAGUCGUACCGAGUAUUGUAUGACCAAGGACGAAAAUCACAGUCAGAGUAAGUUUCCUAGCUACUACCACUUCUCACGUUCUCUUGGGAAAAUAAAGUCUUGAACAUUUGAAUACAAAAGCAUUGUGAUGUUUUAAAAUUCACCUUUUGUGAUUCUACUCUUUGCUUAUUUAGCUGGUGUUUGAUUUUUCCUUCUAUUUAUACUGAACCCAGUGAUUUCACCUAGUAGUGAGUCAACACCCAACUAGUUCAACCGUCAAUUGAGUUCACUUCAUAUUUGCUCAUAGUGAAUUAGCCUCAUAAAUAGUUAGCCCCCCCCCCCAAAAAAAAAAAAAAAAAAAUUUAUGUGGGUCUGUAUUGUUACUAAAAGUGUCUUGUACCAAAAUGGAAAUUCUAAUCUCCAGGUUGUUAUUACGCAUGCAUCGCAUGUAGGUUGCCACCAUUUCUUUGGACUUCCAGUAAGAUUGAAUGAAAUGCACAGAACGCAAUUUGAUCACGUGCGCUUGGACAUUUUAUCACUUUGUAAUCACUCUGUAAUCUGAUCACUCUUUUUUUUACUAUCUCUCACGUGAAGCUUAUGCAAAGAACACCCAGCGCAGUGAUGGAGUUAAAUUUUUUUGACCUUUUGAUUGUUGUUGACCGCACUCCAUAACGUUUGGUUAUUACUAGUUAUACUUUCCUAGAAGUAACUUCUGAACUUGUUGUUUUGAAAGGUUUUUGAGGUCAGUGGCAUACCGCCAAUUUACCAGGCUGCUAUGGGAUUUUACUGGCAGUUCCCGGCGAUACCCUCUGCCAUGCUGUGCUUAUAAGAUGAUUAGAAAAAAGUUUCCAGAAGAGAGUCAAAAUUACCAUGGAUUUGAAGAUGAUGAUUGA